AUGGCCGAGGGCAGGAUCGCAUACUCAGAUAGGAUGUGUAUGCAGAAAAGGUUAACGUGGUUGAUCUGGGCACCAGCGGCAGUAAGCAAGGCCAAGCUCGGAGUGGCGCUGAUUAAGCCUGAGCAGCCCCCGUCCGACAUCGAUUUCCCCGACGGCCUGCACCUCCUCAUUAGGUCAGAACCCAGAGCAUCGCAGUUUACUACUUCCGGGCGGUAUGAGGCACGUACUAGCAUAUUAGGCAUAAUGCUAAACGACUUGCAUGCGGAAAUCCAGGCGCUGCACUUGCAGCAGCUGGCUACAAGUCCCGGGGCCUUGCCACCGCGCGACCUGUGCUGUAACGGCCCUUCAGCGCUGCUAUCCGCCGUAUACACCAGUGCUGUCGAGCCAAGUGCCGACCCGCGGGCCCAGUCAACUCACGACUCGGCACUGCCCCCGGGGCUUUCACUGGGCAGCAUGGCAGGGGAACCUAAAACGGGCGAGCGUGCUGGAUCUGGUGCCAGAGGCGCAGGAGGAUCGGAAGGAGCACCUGCCAGGCGGCCAAGUCUUCGGCCAUCAGUGGAUGGGGCUGCCGGUGCCGAGCUACUUCACACCUUGGAUCUUAUGCAAUGCUGUAUCUUGCCUGCCAAAGCCGGUCAAGAACAAGUUAUAGGUGCGGUGACAGUGGCUGACAGCGGCAUGGCAUCUGGUGGGCAGCAGGCGGCAAGCACCACAGCUGCUUUGCUGUUGCAGUUUCCACGACCCUCCCCGGCGGCCGUUCAAUUACUUCCGCCGCUGGAGGUCACAUCGCAGUCGCAGGUCCCCUUGCAGGUGGAGUGGAGUUUCGACAGCGACCUGCAACGAGCCCGUGUACAGGCGCGCUGUGCAGCCAUAGAUGCACUGGAUGACAUCCGGUAUGAGGUGCCUGACAAAGUCGAUGGCCACCACAUAAGCAAUAGGAGCUGUGGCCCCGCCCGCUACCGCGCCAGCAGCGGCUUUAGGUACAGUGGCGGCGCCUGCGCAGAUACGAGGGCCAUCACCACUCAUGCAGGCAGAAGUGGUGACAAUUGCAAGGGGUUACCCUGGCGGCUGCUUUCGGCCCUCAGGCGCGAGACCCUAUGUGCCACGUCCACGAGUUUCCCUGAUGAGCAGGAGCAAUGCCGCGGCGCCGUGAGAGGCGCGGUAGGAGGAUGCAGCGGCCGUAGAAACGUCAGAUACAUCGGCACUAAGGGUGGCACUCGGCGGAGGGAGCAAGGGCACAAGCGCGGCUGCAUAAACUUCCUCAGGGCCAUUCAGCACAAUGCAGGAAAGGACGAAUGUGAGGUCGAGGAGGGCGAAGACGAAGAGGAGGAGGGGUACCUCUUGGUGCUUCUGUCCCGCGAUAGCCGCCUGUUACAUAGGGUACGGAUGGCGGUGGACAUAACCGGCAGGCCCACAGCCAAGGAUGCGGGAUCCGUGGCUGCUGGUUAUCUAAACGCCGUAGAAACCUUCGGCACCACCACUGCAGCGGAAAGGUCGGCCAAGUCCUGGGCUCCAGCAUUACAGUUUGGUGCGGUGACCACCAGCCAGUUAGGGCCCGGGGUGGCAGCCGCAGAGGGGCGGCGGGUGCGGUUUAGAUGCCCGUUGGUGGAGCGGACCCAUUGGGUAGCUCGCUCCCGAGAUAAUCUCAACGCCGGAAAUGUUGGAGACGAUGUUUUCGUAGACGCAACUGGUAGCACAUCUGCGUUGUUCGCUUGGGACUUUGGUGGGGCUGGAGCGGCUGCGGCCUCAUCACAACCGUGCGGCAACACUGCGCGGCACCUCCGUCAGUUGCGGUUUCCGUCGUUGACGGCGGCGCUACGCCGCGGGGUGGCGCUUACAAGUGGCUCUUGGGCAAGGAGCUACAGCCGGCCACCGCUGCGAGGCUAUUACUGA
Messenger RNA from Volvox carteri f. nagariensis, 1890 nucleotides. RefSeq lists its product as uncharacterized. The coding region runs from base 1 to 1890 and encodes 629 amino acids. Lineage: Eukaryota; Viridiplantae; Chlorophyta; Chlorophyceae; Chlamydomonadales; Volvocaceae. The record is from RefSeq and is a predicted model, not a curated record. The transcript is spliced from 5 exons.